Molecule: messenger RNA, 543 nt
Organism: Cetraspora pellucida
Lineage: Eukaryota; Fungi; Glomeromycota; Glomeromycetes; Diversisporales; Gigasporaceae
Source: the annotation of a GenBank genome assembly
AUGUAUACUGAAGACCCAGAAUAUAACAAAGAGACGAUUACCUCAGAUAAGUUAUUCAAAUUAGCUAGGCAAUUGAAAAAACCAAAAAUCUAUAACCCCAGAACUAAUCGUAUGAUUGUAAUCGAUGGACCAGCAUAUAAUGUUUUGAUACGUGAUGGUUAUAUGCAUUGGAAAGAGAAAAAAGUUUUAGUCCCUCCAAUUCAUAAAAAAUUAGUAUUGGGUAAAUGGUUUAUGUUCAUAUCUAAUCGUAUUUGGGAUAUUGUACACAAUCCAGAAAAAAGUUUACUUUCAUUAAUUGAUAGAAAAACAAGUUUAUUACAAGUAUUACUCGAAGUAUAUAAUGAUUAUGCUAUAUGUAAGUUAUUAAAAAUAGACUGGAAUAACAGAGAAACUCGGGAAUGGAGAAAUGAUAUACUUGCAAGAUUCCUCAAUCAUCCAAAUUUAAUUCCAUCAAAACAUAGACCAAAUGCAUUAUACGACGCGUUUAUAAAGAGCAAUGUUUUAGAGCUGGAUCAUAUACUUGCUUUAGCCCAAGCAUUGUAA